AUGAAAGCACAUAUAUCAGAACAUUUCGACGCCGACAAAGAAAAUCUCCAGAGUGGUACCAAUAUUGCUGGAAUAAAAACAAAAGUAACAAGUUUAAGGGAAGACCUACAAAAACAUGCACCAGACUUAUCGCCAUAUGAAGUUGAGCUUCAUAAUAAGCACAUUGAUAAAUUAGUGAAGGACGUCGAUGAAAAAUUGAAAUUAUCUGGUACAAAAGAUAAAGUAUUUGAAUUUGCGAAGACACCUAUCUCAAAGUUAGGCCCAAGAGGUUCCUCUAGAAAGGGUACCGGUUUAGAAAAUCCAAUUAUUGAUGGUAGAGCUACUUUUAUGGAUCUAGACUUUGUAUUAUUAGAUUCAAACAAGACUUAUAAGAGUCUUGAAAGAUGUACUUUAUCGAGUACUGAUUAUAAUGACAAAUCAAAGGCAGGCUCCCUAACAAUUCAAUGCAUUGAAAAAUCUGUAGUAUCAUUACAAUCGUUACCAUUUAAGAACGGUAGCAUAUUUGUAUCCGAUGCAUCCAAUUGUAUCUUGAUUUUACAUAUGCCAAAGGAUGAUAAGGUUCAAGUAAGAUUGCAUAAUCUUUACAAAUGUAAAAUGUUAAUACUUUGUGAUGAUUAUCUAUCUUCGAAACAAACGGUGGUGGUCGAAAAUUGUAAAGAGUGUACAUUCCACCAAUCUUCAGAAACACAUUUAACCAUCGAAAACUUCAAUAACGUAACCAAAUCAAAGAACUUAGAGAACAGUGAACCGUUCAAAGAUCCAAAUGACUAUAAGUUUGAUGAAUUCGAUACUUACUUGGGUAAUAUACAAAGUUUAAAGCAACAUUAUGUACGUUGA
Molecule: messenger RNA, 837 nt
Organism: Maudiozyma saulgeensis
Lineage: Eukaryota; Fungi; Ascomycota; Saccharomycetes; Saccharomycetales; Saccharomycetaceae
Source: the annotation of a GenBank genome assembly